AUGUCAUCAUCAACGUUUACCCAACAGAGAUGGACAUCCGUCGAUGAUUUGACGACGAAGGACAACAAUAACAAAAAUAUGACUUCAUUUUUUUUGCAAGCAUCAUUAUUAUCAGAUUCCAAUACAUUUACAUUUACAUCUCGACCUUCACAAUCAUUAGUCUCACUAGUGAAACCAUCAUCAUCAUCAUCAUCAUCUCCAUCACCUUCAUCUGGCUUUCAUGAUAAUGGUCGUUCUGAACAAACAAAACCAAUUUCAUCUCGUGUUGCUAAUAUUAUUCAUCAAUUCGAAGCGCAUAGUUUAUCAUCAAUGAAUCAUAAGCCAAGUAAGCUAUCGCCGCCAGCUCGUAUUUCUGUAAAAAAACUAUUCGAAGGAAAUUCUUCACAAAAUUCACCUGUUGUUAUUGCUGCUGAUGUGGAAACUUCUUCUACUUGCAUUCCAUUCAAUUCUAAAAAAGCAAAUAAACCACAACCAAUCAUCGUCUAUGAAACAGUAGCCCAUAAUGAUAGAUCACAUAAUCCUGAAUCAAGCUCCCCAGUCAUUACUCCAGACAAUUCUUCAAGGAAAAUUUCUUCUCAAAAUUUAACAAUAUCUCAACAAAAUAUUGAAAGUGAUACUGAUUCUGCUAUACAUACAAUGCCUGCUGUAAUGAAAAACGAUACGAAUUAUUCAGCUACAAUAUCACGUUCAAGUACAACUGAUUCAACUUGCUCAUCGUUGUCUUUAUCCGAUUCUUCAAGUCGGCCACAUUUUGAUCUUUCUACUAGCUUUUCAGCAAAAAAACAGCAUGAUCUUGAUUUAAAUUUAAGAUAUUCUCAACAAAGCUGUUCUUUGUCACCAUCACCUGCAAGAAGAACAACUUUCACAAAAAUAAUACCAUCAGCAGUAACUUAUGAAGACAAUGAAAAUCUUCAAUCCUCAAAAUUACAUUCACUCACUACACGUUUUUGUUCAUCUGAACUAAACAUAGCUGAUCAAUAUCGUCAAUUUUUAUCUUCAGAUACUAUUCAAUCAGAUUUGAAUUUAUCUGAAAAUUCCACAAAAAAAUUCUUCAUUAAUACAAAUUUCCCACUAAAAUACAAAAGGGAUUCAUUUAUUCGACUAUAUGGGCCUGAUGCUUUACUAGAACAUGGUCCCCAUACAUCUCAUGAUGUCGUACUUGAAGAAGAUAUUGAUCCACCAUUUAAACCACGUAUUGUUACAGUACAAAAGAAUAAAUCCGUUACAGAUCAAUACGAACUUCUGGAAUUUCUUGGAAGAGGGAAAUUUGGCGAAGUAAAAAAAUGUCGCGAGCGAUCAACAAAACAUUUAUUGGCUGCAAAAUUUCUACAAAUCAAUCGAGAAACAGAUCGCACUGAAGCAUUUAAUGAAAUUGAAAUAAUGAAAGCCCUUCAACAUCCACGACUUCUACAACUUUAUGAUGCGUUUGAAACAAAAUCAGAUAUUUGCCUUAUUAUGGAAUUAAUUACUGGUGGUGAAUUAUUUGAGCGUGUCAUUGAUGAAGAUUUUAUAUUAACUGAACGUCUUUGUGAAUUAUAUAUGAUGCAAAUAUGUGAAGGAGUCAAUUUUAUGCAUUCAUGUAAUAUUAUUCAUCUUGAUAUGAAGCCGGAAAAUGUUUUAUGUUUAAAUCGUGAUGGUCACCGAAUAAAAAUCAUUGAUUUUGGACUUGCUCGAAAAUUCGACCCAGAUAAACAACUUAAAGUACUAUUUGGUACGCCUGAGUUUGUUGCACCAGAAGUUAUUAAUUUUGAUCGAAUCGGAUUUGGCACUGAUAUGUGGUCUGUUGGAGUAAUUUGUUAUGUUUUAUUAUCAGGCUUAAGUCCAUUUAUGGGCGAAAAUGACAAUGAUACAUACACAAAUAUAAAUCGAGUUAAUUUUGAUUUUGAUGAUGAAGCAUUUACUGAUAUAUCAGAUGAAGCAAAAGAUUUCAUUUCAAAAUUACUUCUAAAAAAUAAAGAUGAACGUCUUCUAGCUAAAGAUUGUCUUGCUCAUCCCUGGUUAACUCGUCGACCAAAAUUAGCCUCAACUCCUAGUGAUGAAGAAACAGCUGAAAAGAAAUUAUCAACAAAAAAGUUACGUAGAUUUGUUAUAAGACGACGUUGGCAGAAAGCGGUUAAUGCUUUAUUAGCAUUGAAACGUAUGGGAAUGACAUUAUGA
Messenger RNA from Rotaria socialis, 2157 nucleotides. The record is from the annotation of a GenBank genome assembly. Lineage: Eukaryota; Metazoa; Rotifera; Eurotatoria; Philodinida; Philodinidae.